UACUCGGUGUUAUGUUGACGACGAUCAGCUCCUAUCAAGAAAGACUGGGCAGCGUCACUGAUGCGGACCAGUGACCUGUUGGCCUGAAUACCCGGUGCCCGUGCAAGAACACACAGUAUUUCCUCGUAGCCGAUAUCAGCUCGAAGCCGCCUCUAGGAGUCAGUGUACUCCGCCGAAAGAAACGUGAAAGUCGUCCUCAAGUUCGGUUAUUGACGACUAACAGUGCACGUGCUGCAGUAGUUUUUUUUGGAUCUUCCGGUGUAUGUGUUGAUUCUCAUAGGAGAGGCAGUUAUGGUGGUUAUUUCUGGAGUGCAGAUUGCAAGCGAGCGAGGGUAUCAAUUUGUGCAAGCAAUCUAAUGGCAUGUUCCUCCUAACAUGGAAGAUAUCUUCAAACCAAUUCGAUGUGUGUUUCUUACGAUAUGCGUGAUGUGCUGCUUCACGCAUAUAAGAACCUGCACGCCUGGAGGUGAUCUCCAAGAAUCCACGCUACAGAGGGACCUGAAGUCAUACAUCGACAAAGUAUUCAGCAUAGACGAUUAUGACAUAAUGCCUGGAGUAAGCAUAGAAAAAGUAUCGAACAACACAGAAAGACUAGACAAAAAUGAAGAUGUGUCAUGUGAAACCAAACGAACAAGACGCUCCUUACAAGACUACCUCGAAGAGAGACUAGACCAAUACACCAAGACGCACGUCCUCUCUGUGAGGAUGCCCCAAACUGCACGUCUAUUUUUUGCACCUCCUGACGCGGGGAAGAGCUCCUUCCUCGCUGGUUUUGGAAUGGGAUUCUUAGCAUUUGCACUCAAGAAGUUGCUACUGCCAGUAUUCAUAGGCGCCCAAUUGCUCAAGUCGGUGAUGAUAGCCAUGUUCCUCCCAUCCAUCAUUGGAGGUCUCGGAAAAUUCCUCGGGAAAGGCCUAUCCACCUUCUCAGGCAUCUCGACGGCUUCCACAGGGUUCAGUCCUCACAACCAACCUGCAGAAGAGUUCGAAUUCAAGGACACUAACCCGUACAACACCAACAGCGAAGAUGGUCUAGAGGACUUCAUGCCUGCUGGAGAAGCUACCAACACUAACGUCAUGAGUAUAAACGUUGUUUCACCAUCUACGGAGGCUGUACCCAGUCCAAACAGCAGGUUUGGUAUGUCCAAUAAACGUAUACACUACGUAGCUCCUCAACCUAACGACCACUACUACAUGAGGAAACCCAGCAAGAAGACUGAUUACAAAGUCUUCCACAAAAUUCCUUCCUCCUCGCUGCUUCUCACCAGUUACGACCCCUUCUACAGCCCUCUUUUGUCUAGGCUUGAUGCUGUUUUUCAACAGUUGGGCUUAGGAAACGAGAAAUCUCCAAAGACAGAAUUGUGUCGAGAACGUUUGGUGUGUAUGAUGUAUGCCAAUCCUGUCAAAUAUGCACCAUACAGUAACCUGGUGUCGGCACAACUUAGUAGGGAGCUGAACGAACUUAGGAAGCCUUCUUCAGACAAUCCCGAAAUCUUGAGGUUCUUCAGGUACAUGAAAGCAGCCAAAGAUGGUCAAGAUGGAGAAGAAUGUUUAGCACAUGGUGGAUGUCCUUCUCUUGUAUCAAAUCAAGCUAGUCCAGCUAUUUUAACAACAUUCAACGAUAUUAAUAAAUUAGUGCAAGCGAGAAAUUUAAAAUGAAGUUUUUGACAGAGUUCUUUAAGAAGAGAUGUUUUGAUUUAUCGAAGGAUUAGUUGAUUAUAUUUUUAGUGGACCAGAGACUAAAUAGACCUUUUCCAGAUAUAAUUUGCUUAUGUGCAAGUAUACUUUUUAUAUGAGUAUAUAAUUGAAUUCACUCAUCCUUCGAAUUGUAGUCAUUCUUCGUCUUAUAUGGAAGUUUCUAUAUUUUAUUAGAAUAAAUACCACCAUAGUCAAUGUAAAUUUUAACACCUAACCAAAAAAACAUACCUUGAUAUGUUUUAGAAGCCAUUUUAGCGAAAUUAUUUCUAAUAAAUAGGGAUCUUGGGUAUGUGGGCAAACCUUUUUGUAAAUACGUUUAUUUCAUUGAAAUUUUUUUCUGUAUCUCUUUUUUUUUUAACUGAUCUUAACAAAAAUUGGGAAAUCUUUCAUUUGGAACGGUGUAUCUAUCUAUUUAUUUAUUUAUUUAUGGACUCUUAUUUAUGAACUAUUUAUUUAUUACAUAUUUAUUUAAUUUAUUUUGAUUUUUCUACUUUUCUUGGUUUCUUAUAUUGGAAACCAAUAACUUUAAGGAAUUAAAUGAUUUCUGAGGAAUUGAAUGAAUUAUAAUUCAUUUAUAUUUAUUGUUCAGGUGAAUAAAAUGAUUGUAUGAC
Harmonia axyridis is the source of this 2306-nucleotide messenger RNA. RefSeq lists its product as uncharacterized. The record is from RefSeq and is a predicted model, not a curated record. The coding region runs from base 376 to 1656 and encodes 426 amino acids. Lineage: Eukaryota; Metazoa; Arthropoda; Insecta; Coleoptera; Coccinellidae. The transcript has 5 exons.